Messenger RNA from Pseudogymnoascus destructans, 1413 nucleotides. RefSeq lists its product as uncharacterized. The transcript is spliced from 2 exons. NCBI's taxonomy places the organism in Eukaryota, Fungi, Ascomycota, Leotiomycetes, Thelebolales, Thelebolaceae. The record is from RefSeq and is a predicted model, not a curated record. Bases 1 to 1380 code for a protein of 459 amino acids.
AUGCCGCCUGCUAUUGAGGAUGAUGAUGGUUCUGAUCAAGGAGGAUUAGGUCUUGAGGAGUCACUGGAUGCUGAAUUCAGCGAACCAGAGCUCCCUCUGCUCAAGCACACGCAAGCCCCGAAGGUGGUUGACGAUGUCAACAACCCCAAGCUCCCAGCUCUCAACCAUACACAAGCACCAACAGAAGCCCCAGCCAAAUCAGCAGAGACAGUGCCAGCUCGUGAAAGCACUGCCACUAGAGAUCCUAAAGAGGCCACGGAUAUAAACAAUUCGAAUAUGACAGUGUUGACCAUUCUUAACGCUGCAUCGCAUUGGGUUCCUCCAGGAACACAAACUUUGGGCCCCUCCGGCGUCAUGCCUACCAGCAUACUUAAUCUGGGUGUUGACGAUGGUGCUUCUAUCAAUACCAGUGGAGUGAGCAGCCCUACAGACAAACCUACCCGCCAGAGACAGGGAAAGAAGGUGUACCGUGGGAAUAUCGUGCAGCGUGGCGACCGAACCAACUCCAAAAGGCAAAUGAAUGAGCCUGAAAAUAACGAAGGCGCCUCAGACAAGGAUCGGUUUUCUCCUCGGGGAGGGCAAGAGGUUCUGGACAACGAGAGAGUGGUGCGUCAUGACCGAGCUGCUCACCCAUACGAAAAUACCAACCCGGAUAGCGAAAGCGACAAAAUAACUACCUGCCGUCACCGUAAGAGACAGAACCACAACAGCAGCAGCAAUAAUAUGCUAUACCAUAGCCAAGGCAGUGUCUCAAAACCUCAGGUGCAAUAUCAGUCGACCCAUGUCACCCGCAACAGCGAAGGCGUGGCUGGCAAGAAGCUGCACCAAUCGAGUACACAAGCGCAGAAAAAAAAACCUAAACACAAGCAUCGACACCAAUCUGCUGAGACCUCUGAUGCUGGCAAUGGCGAGAGUGAAAUGUACCAAUCUGACUCGGAUUCCAGUGUGCUACAUGAUGCGACACGUCAUACCCAAGGCCGGAAGAGAAAACGCAAUCCGGGCAACUCCCGCCCACCCGCCAUGGUGCUUGAGCCUUCAGAGGGUGCAUAUCAGGCACGCGAACUAGAUGUCAUACACCCGCUCUCCGUCAAUGGUCAAGCUGGGAUUGUGCUGCUGGAGGGUGUAACCGCAAGAACAGAUAGCCAGGCCAGACUCUUGGCCAUGCCUCGCAUGCGGGAGCUACGGGUCCGGUCGCAGCAGAAAAGUAUCAACCUGCGUGAUGAGCAUAACCGAGAGGCGGUAUUCGCCCAGGUGGUCGGUACCCUAUCUAAAGUUUGCUGCGAGCGUUGCGAAGCUAAAAAUGGGCCGUUCACUGAGUGUGUUGUGGUUGACAGAUAUUUCUACGGCGCCUGUGCGGGGUGCCGGUUCAACCGCAUGUAAUGGUGGGUGCACCAGAUAUGAGAAUCUAGCCAC